ACAACCAGCUAUACAUUUAUUAUCCUCUGACUUUUAGCUAUCAGGAAGAGACAGGAAGAAUCUGAGAGACAAAUUGUUUAAAAACUCACUGUGCUCUGGUCUCAUUACAUACCCAUAUUUCAGGAUGGAAUCAAUGUUUGAUCUUUGUACCCUAUUCUGCUAUUCUGUUUUGAGAAAAUUUAACAUUAAUCUGUGCAGUUCAUUGUGAAUCAAAAAAUGUUUUUGCAGCAGAAGGAAUUUGGUUUAGUUACGAAGUGAAUGCUGCUGAAAUUAAUCAGCCUGUCUGGUAUUUGAAGCAGGUCUGGCUACUAAGACUGCCUCACUUAUGACUGAAACAAAUAACUUUUCACUACAAGUGACAUCUUUAAGCAGAGGUGAGCGUAAGCCAGUAGUUUUGGGUUUGUAUCUAAAAUAGUCCAAUUUUGGGACAUCUAAUUUCAGAAGUCAAAAGGAUUUGUCUUUUAAAUUAUCUGUGAAUGUGAAAGAUGUUUUUUAGUUGAAUUUUUAGUAGAGUGAAGGUCCUUGAACAUUAUAUGUUUGCUAGUAUGUUUUGCAGAGUGUUCGCGUGUCUGUAGGCAGUAAUGCUGCUACAAAUAUGAACAGGUGCACAAAUUAUCAUGAUCAAACUGUUGUGGUCUAAAUUUAGCUAUAAAAAGAUGUUUUAUAACUUUGUAUUAGAUACCUACUAGUCAAGUUUUGUUGUAUUCAUCCUUGUUGCUUAUCAGUAUUAUGAUAUGGGAAACUAAUUUUAAAAUUAUGUUGGACUAAUACACUCCUAUGGCUUUAGAAGAUGAUAAAGUCUACUGGAAGGGGUAAUGAGAAAUACUUUUGUUUAUGUACUUCUUAUUUGAAAGGAGUCUAGAGAGCUCAUCGAUUAUCUCCUGUGAAAAUUUUCUCAAUAAAAAUAUCUGCAGGACUUCAUGUAACUAAAGUUGAGAAACAGCACGUUCUGAAAGGAUGUCAAAUUCUAUAUAACGUCUAGUGAUAAAGAUUAACUUUGAAUGUCUAUAUAUUAAUUUGUGAGUUUCUCUCUUGUACUUAGAUGCAGAGUCCUGACACAUUAUCAGCUAUGUCAAACUCUAGAGCAAUGCAAGCUUUGCUACAGAUUCAGCAAGGCUUGCAGACACUGGCAACAGAAGCACCUGGACUUAUACCAGGAUUUAAUCCUGGUUUAGGUGGAUUUGGAAGCACUGGAGUUCCUACAGGCUCCACUGUACCUAGUUCUGUUCCCAGUGAAAAUACUAGUCUAGCAUCAGGGGCCAUUGAACCUGGUCACCAGCAGUUUGUCCAGCAAAUGUUGCAGGCGCUUGUUGGUGCAAAUGUUCAGCAGUUACAAAAUCCAGAAGUUAGAUUUCAGCAACAACUGGAACAGCUGAAUGCAAUGGGCUUUUUGAACCAUGAAGCAAACUUACAAGCUCUAAUAGCAACAGGAGGAGAUAUCAGUGCAGCUAUUGAAAGGCUGCUUGGCUCUCAGCCUUCAUAGCAGCAUUUCUUUAACUUGAAAAAAAUUAAUUUAUUUUUGAUAACUGCUCUUAAAUCUUUAAAAUAGUUGCUUUAUUUCAUUCUGACUCUUGGGAUUUUCUUGUUAGAACUAAAAUCAGUUAUGUAUUUUUAAGGUAAAAUGCAGCAGUUUUCUUCAAAUGGGGAAUUGAUGCGUUUUCACUUGGUUGUUGCAUGCAUCACUUUUUUUCUGCAUUAUUUGUUAAUUUUUCAAACUAUCAGCUUUCAUGAUUGGUUGAGCAGGUUUUGUUUGACUUGCAUCUGUCAAUUUUUUUUUAGUACUAAACCAUUAGUCUUCAGUAGUAAUUUAUGCAGGAUACAAAUUAAAAAGGAAACGAUUGAAGCUAUAAUUUGUGGAUACCAAUGCUGAUUAUGAUGAUUACAGCAUGUAUUUUUUACUAGCAAAAUGCUGCAAGAUUUAUACCACUUGAGUACCAUUUUUGCUUUUAUUUGUGUAAAGUAUAAAUAUAACAUAUACAAUGGAUACAGCUCAUUUCUAGAAAUUUACAUAUUGCGAUAGAAUGGAAUUAUAAAUAACCAAAAAAGGCCAGGGGAAAAAAAGGUUGUAAGACAUGGUUUUCAGUGUAGAAUCUUCCAGCAUCUUGGUAAACAUCUCAGAAAAAAUGCUUGGGCAAGUUCGUUUAAAAUGUACUAGAAUUGCUGUUCUAGUAUAUUUUUACUUAUGUUCUAGUUAUAUCUUUACAUCUAACUGUAAAGAAACUUGCAUUGUAACAUUGUCUCAUUGAAAAAUUGUUACAGAUUAAAUUACCUUUCUGCAAAUUAAAGGAGAACUGCCUUUUACUCUGAAACUGCUUCUGUUUUUUUUUUUUUUUUUACUUUUUCCACUGAGAUUCUAAAGUAUUAUGAUUUGUAACUGGAAACAUUACUUUGAACCACUGUCAUGUGAUAUUCUAAUUCCUUCUAACCACCACGUGAAAAAUACUGUACAUCUUCCUAAUUUUUAUUUGUAGUUACCUCUUGCGCACAGGUAAUAAGUGAAUUUAAAAGUAUUUAAGCAUAUUGUUUUGAUGUGUGCAAUUGGUGAUUAUCUGGCAUUCAAGGUGACUGAUCAGCUUAAUAUAGUUGUCAUUUGAGUGUUAGCUCUGGGAAUAUUUACAGACUUUGGGCUGAAAUUAGCAAGCAAUACUUGGUGUAUGAAUUGGAGGGCAGAGAAGAAUAUGAUAUUGAAGACUAUUUUUUUAGAUAAAGUGGAGGUAGUGAAAUAAAGCAUUCUGUUGUGUGUUACUGAAAUGGAUUUGUUUUUUAUUGGUCUUUUGUGUCAGUGUAAUUGUGAGCAUUCUGAUUUAAUUACUGUAUUGCAUUAAACACUUAAUCUGAACAAACUUUUCGGUACAAAUAUAAAUCCAGUUUGCUCUAAAAAACAUUGUCUGCAAAUUGUUUAAAUUUACUGGUCUUUGGCUCAAAGUUGUUAAUAAGUGAAAUGAAGUAUUAGUUUUAACUAAUAACUGAAGUAUUACAAUGGUAAACUAUUGUUCCUUUAUAUUCUAAUGGAAUAUAAAGGAGGGUGUUAAGCACGCUUUCUUCUCUAAACAGUGAAGUUAUUAAAACUCUUGGCAAAGCCAAGCAUGCAGAUUUUUCAGGAAGUAAUCAUGUUGUAUUCUUCUCUCAGAAGUUUGUCUGUCCAGUAACCUUGUUUCUUCAGCAAUAAAUUAAUUGAUCAAAUGUUGCUGAUGUUCUUUUGGGUAAAGUUUAAAAAAAAAUCUCAGUUGUCAGGCCUCUGGAUCAAAGUCUCAUACAUACAGCAACAAAGAGUAUUAAACACACAACUGAAUUAAAAUAGAAUCUCCUGGUGAUUAGAGUUUUAUAUAGUUAAAGCCUUUUAAAAUACUUAGUUCGGGUGGGAAUUUAUUACUUUUGUUUCUUAGCCAAUGAUAGUAAACCUGCAAGUGACCAGACCUUCACUGUGCCUUCUUUUUGGGUAGGUAGCUUUCAUUGUACUGGGUACAAGGCUGUGAUACAGAAGUAAUAGCAAGUAGUUUCUGUAGAUAAAUCACAAUUUUUUCACAGUUACACUUAAGAUCUUAAAAGUAACUAAUCUGACUUGACCUUAUAGUAUGCCUUAUAGGAACUUUGCUUUAAAAAAGUGAGAUCUCCAGUCAUUCAGAAGGCAUAUCCUUAUAAAAAUAUAAUCUGUAACUUACAAAAAGGCCACUGUCAAAUUGAAAGGACAAGGCUGAGAUAUGGGAGUGAUUUUUGCCAAGCUUUAUUAUGAUACUAAAACACUUAAUCUGAUGAUAUACAUGAACAUUCUUUUGAGACAAUAUCUAGUUCGCCUAUGCAAUUAAAACAGAUAUGCUAUUUUAAGUGAAAUUGUUAGAAUUUAAGAAAAAAAGUGGUUUAACAGAAAUUGUACGAUGAACCCUUGAGCUAAGUUUACUUCUUGUACAAUCAAUGUUUAACUGUCACUAAUUUAACUAUGUACCAAUUGUCAACUAGUAAUGACAAUUAGUAAUUGAGUAGUGGUAAAACAUUGAAACAUCAUUAGUAUGGGAGGAAUUUUGGUUUUGUUGAAAAAGACUUUCACUGUUAAAAGUGGCAUUAGGUAGAAUAUGGUUUGUAGUAGGAGUAAAAUUUUAUUAUGUCUUUAAUAAUAAAUGAUACAUCACACUUGUUGGUUUAAUGGCAUAAUAGAGUAAGCAAUCAUGAAGAUUCUAUCUCCUGCCCCUGUCACACUAGGCUUUUAGGUGCUCACUUUUGAAAAUGUCUGAUUUCUUUUUGGGUAUGAGGGCUUGAAAUUUAAUAUUACUGCUUGGUAGUCUCUCAUGCAGCUGCUUUCCUAUCACUGUGUAGUUUCCUGAAUUAUUUAGUUUUCUUGUGUCUGAAAAAAA
Messenger RNA from Oxyura jamaicensis (ruddy duck), 4349 nucleotides. Its product is annotated as ubiquilin-1-like. The transcript is spliced from 3 exons. The record is from RefSeq and is a predicted model, not a curated record. Lineage: Eukaryota; Metazoa; Chordata; Aves; Anseriformes; Anatidae. Bases 1043 to 1483 code for a protein of 146 amino acids. Gene Ontology annotation, molecular function: polyubiquitin modification-dependent protein binding. Gene Ontology annotation, biological process: ubiquitin-dependent protein catabolic process. Gene Ontology annotation, cellular component: cytosol.